AUGGCUUUUGAGGCUGGCUUGGUUCGACUUAUUCUUUGUGGUUCUCCCAUGCUCUUUUACAAGUUUCCUAGAUCUAAGAUUGCAAAAAUAAUUUCUCGGCAAAAGGAUAGAGCAAUUCUUGCAUCAACUCUGAAUUGUGUCACUAAUGUCAACAACAAGAUGACUGCAGGAUUACUUGGACAAGAAAGAGUCUACUUAAAUUCUGAAUCUGUGUGUGCUGAGGGGGAAAAUAUGAAAUUUGAGUUAGAAGCUUUCUCACCAGAGAUUCUAAAUGGAAUAAAUUGUUCAGAUCUACCACCACACAAGUUGGUUGUGAAGGUUGGCGCUCUCGUUAUGUUUCUGCGGAAUAUAGACCAAACUAAUGGUUUGUUCAAUGGAAUGAGAAUGCAAGUUAGAAGAAUGGAAAAUCAUGUGAUAGAAUGCAAUACUUUAACUGGUAACAAAGUUGGAAGUAUUAUUCUUAUCCCAAGACUGAAUUUAAUUCUAAAUAACGAAACAUUACCGGUCAGGUUUCAAAGAAGACAAUUUCCAAUUAUUAUGUCAUUUGCAAUGACAAUGAAUAAGUCUCAGGGACAAACUCUAUCAAUAGUUGGAAUAUACCUUCCAAGGCCAGUUUUCAACCAUGGUCAAUUGUAUGUUGCGUUAUCAAGAGUAACGAGUAAAGAUGGUUUGCGAAUGCUGUUGCAAGAUCACAGACACUUAAAAGAUAACUGCACGAUGAAUGUGGUAUAUAGAGAAGUUUUUGAGAGCUUAUAA
Arachis duranensis is the source of this 756-nucleotide messenger RNA. RefSeq names its product ATP-dependent DNA helicase PIF1-like. The transcript has 3 exons. Bases 1 to 756 code for a protein of 251 amino acids. The record is from RefSeq and is a predicted model, not a curated record. Lineage: Eukaryota; Viridiplantae; Streptophyta; Magnoliopsida; Fabales; Fabaceae.